AUGCCUGGGAAUCUAUAUACAACCUCCCCCAACCUGGCGCAAAGCAAUCUGCAUCCCCUCAAUGAUUUCCCCUCAUCGGGCCCUCUCUCGCCUCCGUCCGAAGACGGCUCGCCAAACCAAUCGCUCGCUACAUGGGCGAACCUCGCUCGCAAACCCGACUUGAGCCUCACCCUGAACCAGAAGAUGUCUUCCAGUCCGUACGCGCACCACCAGCCCCCCGCUGGAGCUGUCACGGGGGGCCACCACUCGCCGCCGGAGCUCAACACCGCCGACCCAUAUCUGUCGGCGCAAUCCGACCCAGAGGAAAGCGACUUCCAUGCCAGCGCGAUUCGACUUACUCCCGUCAAUGGCAGUCCCAACCAUACUUCCUCGCCGUACGACGAGGCCCGUCGUCCCUCCAUCACUUCGCAGGGGGGCUAUUUGGCCCCAGGAGGAAAUGAUUAUGCGGACGCUAGUUCCAGCACCUCCACAGCGGACCAGACGGGGGGCUUCUUGGAUCCGACCGACGUGAUGGUUAAUUUCCCCGACCUUUCCACUGAGACAACGCCCUUGGUUUUCGCAGGACAGCCUGCGACUACACCCAGCAAUGCGCAAUGGCUGUCGUCCAUCCCGCUCGAUGCGACCCAGUUUCUAGAUGCAGAGCCCACCAUGCCCAGUCCAUCAUCCAUGGUGGAGGCCACAGCGGCUCAGGGCAAUCCCAACCCCGCGCUACCAACGCAGGCCUUGUUUGUCGCGCCGCAACAGUCUGGUAUCAGCUCGAACCCGGCUUAUGGCCCGUCCAGACUGACCGUCUCAACAAACCAUGUACCCAACAAUGAAUUGACCUCUCCAUCUUCGAGGGGCCGGAGUCCCAUCAUUACUAUUUCGAGGACGUCACGAGGAGACUCGCCGGAUGAGAAUGAGCCUGAAACACGACCCAGCCGAUCGCUGCUGUCACCCGCUGGCCCCGAGGAGAUGCCCAAUGGGUAUGGUGAUGAUAUCGACGACCACCACUCCAUCUCUUCUGUGUCCGUGAUUCCCUCGCAUAACGGGACUUAUGUGCGGACGCCCAAGGCGGCCCGUCGCGGCUUAGAUCCCUUUUCUGGAGGAGAUGAGUACGGACCAAGUCCGAAUGAAAUCCAGGGUAAGCGCGAGCAGGAACAGAAGAAUGCUGAGAUUGGUCGCUGGACGGAGACUGUGUUGGCGGCCAACAGCGACGCGGGCGAUGACUAUCCAGACCAAUCUCGUGGACGCAAUCAAGUGCCCAACCGGAUCCGAGCGCUCAGCACGGGAGACCGUCCCCUCCAGCAGGCGGAUUAUUUCAAUCUCAACGCGAGCGAUCGGUCAGUUCUGGGACCUGGCCGCAUGCUGCAUGAGAGUAGCGACGACGGUAUUGUCAGCGAAGAUGACUCGGAUGGGAGCACGGCACCGGAUUCCCUCCCUGCCCUAGUUGAUGACCGCGGAUCAUACGAUUACUCUACCCCGGGGGUGUACACGGCGCAGGAAGUCGCUUCUCCGGAGGAGAGCUUCCCUCUUUACCCGUGGCAAGAUGCGCCGCGCGACCCAAUGCGUAGGGCAGAGAUGAGGCAGCCUGGGAGUUCGGCAGCUGCAAUGGCCACGUACGAGAGGCGCGCGAAGGAGCAAGACGCUGCUUCGAUCACGGCGACGAUCGAUAACAACAGCAUCAUCAACUUCAGUGCCGGGUUCGAGCGGUCCUUGAGGAUCUCGGAUGCCCCCAAGAAACAUGCUAGCUGGAGCAGUAGCUUUUUCAAACGCGGGGUUCAGCAGGCCCAGCAAAGAAUUAAGCGACAAGCCUCGGACCUAUCGCUGGCAAAUGCACAUUCCAAUGUCCAACCAGGUGGCCCCGAACCACCGCAGCCUCAACGAAAGGAGAGCGCUGGCGCGAGCUACCGGCAUCGGCUGAGCUUGUCGAGUAAGCAUUCGCCGAAACCUCACAGCCGCUCUCCCAGCUUGACCAAUGCGCUCAUGUCCAUGACCGGGCAAAUGGCCGCCGUCGGGGGCAGUCAUUCCGUUCAAGCGGUGUCUCCUCACGCAGAAGCCAGUCCCAAGAGCUUCCCAGCCAAAUGGGGACGCGAUCGCGCAAAGAGCGAAGUUCCACGGCCAACCACGCCAGGCUUGCUGGAUCUCAUGACGACGCAUGGCGGGCCACCCGUGGCCAGUCUCUCCCGAUAUUGCAAAGCAGAGCCAGAUACUGUGGAGCCGUGCGCAAACAUCGCCCCGUCACUUGACGUGCCUGGCGCUGAGGAGGACGAUGAUGCGAACGUUUGCGAUGAGGACAAGGGACUUGUGAUGGAGUUCCCAGCGGUUUCCCGGUUGCCAGUGCCCACGAUGGAAGGCUUUAAGUCGCAAAUCAUGCAACUAAACCCGCAUCUUGACCCAGCGUUGAUCAACCGCUUUGCUGGCGAGCAAGUUCGGCGGUACCGCAAAUUGAUUGAAUACCAACAGAAGCAUGCUACGGCUGUAGCCAGUGGCUCGUGCAAGUCGGGCAAGUACUGCUUCGCACUGGGCGGACAAGCACGGUUGCUACCGCAACGGAAGACAGCAGCCGACAUUGAGAGUGGUCAGACCCAAUUCCGGAUCACGGACGGCCAUGAUCAGUCAUAUACCGGCAGCGAAGGGGCCGUUGCCGCGACGCAGUUCCCCCCUGGCGUCCCCCUGCCUCCCGUCGCUCGGCUACCGGCCGAAUUCGAGUGUCCCGUAUGCUUCCAAGUCAAGACCAUCCAGAAACCGUCCGAUUGGUCUAAGCAUAUCUUCGAGGACGUCCAGCCCUUCACGUGUACGUUCCCGGGCUGCAUGGAACCCAAAUCCUUCAAGCGCAAGGCCGACUGGGUUCGCCAUGAGAGCGAGCGACACCGACAACUAGAAUGGUGGUGCUGUUCAUACCAGGACUGUACACACAAGUGCUACCGUAAGAACAACUUUAUCCAGCACCUGGUUCGCGAGCAUAAACUGCCUGACCCCAAAGCUGCCCAGACCAAGGGAUUCAGUGAUGGCUCUGCGAAGAUAGUCGAUCGGCUAGUCGAGGAAUGCAAGCACACCACUCAGGACACCCCUUCUCAAGAGCCAUGCCGCUUCUGCGGAAAUAAUUGUGGCACCUGGAAGAAGUUGACGGUCCACCUGGGGAAACAUAUGGAGCAGUUGGCCAUGCCCGUUCUGGAACUUGCUAGGCAGAGCUGCGCCUCCCAGGGCCAGGGCCAGGGCCAGUCGGGGCCUGCCCAGGCUCAGGAUCCUGCCCCUACCCAGACACAAGCGUACUAUGGGGACAUUCCAAGUUUCAACUUCACCAGUAUGACAGGCGGCGAGAUCUCCAUGGAACCCGAGUCGAUAAUGGAACCAGACUCCCUGAUCGAUCCCCUGCAGCCUGGCGAUCAGUUCUCCGGGUACACGCUGGGGCCGUUCGAUCCGAACUCCCAUGCCCAAGCCACGACUUCGGCCACGCUCCACCCACAGGGCCAUGCUCUCGCUCAUUCCCAUGCCCAUGCCCAACCCCACCCCCUGCAUCAAAACUCAGUCUCAGUCUCAGUCUCAUAUCCACCCCUCUACACGCCGCCACGAUCCACAGACCAACCCAUCGCGCCAAUCGCGCCACACUCGUACUCCGUCACUUCCCAGCUGCCACCACAGGCUCAGCCAUCGCAAGCCCAAGCUCAAGCUCAAGGCCAAACUGCGGCUCCGAUUCAGGGCUCGCUAUACCAGGCGCAGCAGGCGGGGUAUCAAGCAUUCCAACCUGUGGCACCGAAUAGCCCAUACAUCUCUGGGCAGUACAGGUCGAGUUAUUCAUCGCAGAUGGGAUGA
Molecule: messenger RNA, 3795 nt
Organism: Penicillium daleae
Lineage: Eukaryota; Fungi; Ascomycota; Eurotiomycetes; Eurotiales; Aspergillaceae
Product: putative C2H2 finger domain protein
Exons: 1
Coding region: 1-3795 (1264 amino acids)
Source: RefSeq, a predicted model, not a curated record